GAUAUGGUAUGUAAAAGUUGAUAAAUUAAGAUGGUUAAAUCGGUCUGACUUUUGAGUCUCCUCGUAGAUUCAACUUGCUCUGCAAAACGCUAUUUAGGUUUGGUUUAGUUUAGUUUGGAUUACAGGUAUGGCUAUCAAUCGCAUGUUUAUUAAAAUUAAAAAGGGGUUUAAAGAUUAGAGUAUGGGUGAUCAUUUUCUUUCUAGAGGGCAGCAGCAUUAAUGUUGCUAUUGAAAGUGGGUUCAAAGACCUUUUAGCAAGGUUUACAAAUCCAAUUUGCUAACAUCUCCAUUUCGAUCAUUAGGGAUGAUAAUCCUCAAUCAAUCAAACCCGAAAAUAUACAGACAGCCAGUGGAUCUUCCUUUCUCGUCCAUUUUAGAGCCAUGUUCUGGUUUAUGUUCGGUUGUAUCUAAGUCGCUGUACUGGACAAGUUCUCCUGGUUCGUUUGGUUGAACCAACCCCUAAUGUGAAAGCGUGGCCAUAGUGGUCUGAACAUAUAGGGCCUCUCCUAAGGCUCUCGUCGACCUGAAAGUCAUUUAUCCAUCAAUCAUUCUCAUUAUUGACAAGUCUUCAUGUCUUAUUGCAUAUGCAUUUUUUUUUAAGUGGCACCAUUUAUCUCUUGUAAAAAUCCAUUUUAAACGGAAAUUCCAUUCAUGAAAAUCUAGUUUGGGAAAUCCGUUGAGAUUCAGCGAGACAAUAGGGUCCAGAUUUUGAGAUUAACCAGGAGUUGUAUUGCAUGUUCUAAGUGCAAUCCCUACAGUUGAAAGUUCCAACAUCACCAGCGGACCUGCCAACCCAGGCUACAAACAAAAGACAAUCUCAAUAGCACAAACUCAAAGCAACAAAAAAUUGUUCUUGUUACCAAAUUCGAGAUUUCUCCAUCCCCACUUUUAAUAUCUCUUUCUUCUUUGUCCUUUGCUGUUUGGUUGCGCAUGUACAGAGAAAUCACGUAUAGGAAAGUUCCAUUAAUAUUAAUUCCUACCAUUCAUUAAAAGCCGGCAGAAUUCAAGAAUUUAAGGGAAUGUGUGAACUAAUCAAUAUAUAACUCAUAGAAAAUCAUAGCCCAAACGCAUGUAACCAACGAACAAAUCUUUCGCUCCUUUUUAUCUCUAAAUCUCUUCGUCAUCAUUUUUACAUUUAUUGUUUAUUUUCCCGGAGAAAAGGUCUUUGAUUUCUUCGAAACAUUUUGUCGCCAUUGGCAUACUUAUUUUCCUUCAUGUUUUACAAAUACUUAUUUGGCAAUAAGUGUUUUACUUGCUUAUUUAUGUCAGUGAUCCUAUUCUAUUAUAAACCUUCCUUCACUCGUACCCAUAUUAGAUGCGUUUCAAAGUUUUGGCUUUGUCAUCUUGGGGAAAGGUUUUGAUCCUAAAGGGGUGCUUCUUGGUUUGGUUUUAGAGGAAACAGAAAUCCAGAAAGCUGAUUUUAUAAUUGAGUGAUUUAGUUAUGGCGCAGCCAAGGGUGGUGGCAAUGGAGGAAGGUAAGGACCCGGCUUCUGCAGUCAGAACGAACCUCUCCAGGGUUUUGCCUUUGAGACUCUUCCUAUUUUGUUCGUUGUUUUUGUUCUUGGGCAUUGGAUUAUCGAUCAUCAGUAUGUAUUCAGUACCAUUUUUUGUGGUCCAGCGGAUAGCUACCGUAGCACCAUCCACUUUUCAGCCUUGGUUUGAAGAGGCUAAUAGCACAGAAAGUUGGAUUAGGCCUCCAUCAAACUUGUCGCAUACUAUGAAUGAUACAGAACUAUUAUGGAGGGCUUCAUUUGUUCCUCAAAUCAAGGAAUAUCCUUUGAAGAGAGUCCCCAAGAUUGCCUUCAUGUUCUUGACGAAGGGGCAAUUGCCACUGGCUCCUCUUUGGGAUAGAUUCUUCAAAGGGCAUGAAGGGCAGUACUCGAUAUAUGUCCAUGCCCUGCCAUCUUACAUUGCUGACUGUCCAGCAUCAUCCGCUUUCUACGGGAGACAAAUUCCAAGUCAGGUGGUGGAGUGGGGAAGAAUGAGUAUGUGCGAGGCUGAGAGGAGGCUCAUUGCUAAUGCAUUGCUUGAUAUCUCCAAUGAAUGGUUUGUUCUCUUGUCUGAGUCUUGCAUUCCUCUGCAGAAUUUUACCAUAACCUAUCGUUACAUAUCAAGAUCAAGACAUAGCUUCAUGGGUUCAUUUGAUGAACUUGGACCAGAUGGGAGAGGACGCUACGAUCCACGCAUGGAACCGGAGGUUACACUUAGUCAAUGGCGUAAAGGGUCUCAAUGGUUUGAAGUUGACAGGAGGCUUGCAAUUAAUAUAAUUGAGGACACCACCUAUUAUCCCAAGUUUAAGGAGUUCUGCCAGCCAGCUUGUUAUGUGGACGAGCACUAUUUCCCCACAAUGCUGAGCGUCCAGUUGCCUCAUCUAUUGGCAAACAGGACUCUUACAUGGACAGACUGGUCAAAGGGUGGUGCUCAUCCAGCUACAUUUGAGAAAGCUGAUAUAACAGAAGGUUUCUUUAAGAUAAUUUUUGAAGGUCAGUUAUGCCUUUAUAAUGGCCAACCAUCUAUAGUUUGUUAUCUUUUUGCAAGGAAAUUUGCUCCAAGUGCUUUGGAUCCUUUAUUAGGAUUGGCAUCCAAAGUUUUAGGGUAUUGACAUAGGGGAUGUUAUUUUAUACUUUCCUUUUCAUUCUUAGAAACCUUCUAAUUGGUCAAUCUAAUUUCAUGCAUGCUUUGAUUGAAAAAUGUUUUAAAGCUGGCUUUUAAUAAUUUAAACAAGUUUUUGAGCUUUCUGUUUUAUUUACAAUCAACAAGAAAAGCUAAUUAUUAAAAAAACAAAAAUCCAAAAAAGUUAAUCUAACUGUACCCUGAGAAUUAUACAAAGUUCUUCAAGUGAAGGGGGAA
Durio zibethinus is the source of this 2850-nucleotide messenger RNA. RefSeq names its product glycosyltransferase BC10-like. Gene Ontology annotation, cellular component: membrane. Gene Ontology annotation, molecular function: glycosyltransferase activity. NCBI's taxonomy places the organism in Eukaryota, Viridiplantae, Streptophyta, Magnoliopsida, Malvales, Malvaceae. The record is from RefSeq and is a predicted model, not a curated record.